AUGGGUUCCUUAUAUCGUAGUGAAUUGAUGUCUCUUUGUCAAUUAUUUCUGCAUUCCGAAAUGGCAUACGAUGAAGUUGCGAAACUUGGUGAACUUGCUAUCAUACAUUUCAUUGAUUUGAAUUCUGAAAUCAGUUCAUUCCAAAAACGUUUUGCAAGUGAUUUGAAACGAUGUGAUCUAAUGGCACAAAAACUAAAGUUUAUUGAAGAUCAAAUUCUAGCAGAUUCUAUCCCAAUACCGCGACUAAAUGGAUUUGUUCCUGCACUAUUACCAACCGAAAUGAAUACACUUGAAGCUGAAAUUGAAAAGAUUGAGGAACAAUUGAUAGAAAAUAAUAAGAAUAUGAAAAUUAUGAUGGUUAAUUAUGAACAGCUAAACGAACGCAUGCAGUGCAUUAGUAAAGUGCAACAACUUCUCACAGAUAGACAGCGACAUCAAGCUAAGCAUUCAAUGUCGGCAAUGGAUCAUCAAAAUCAUCCAACUUCCGGUAUUGGCGCUAUUCGUCGCAAGCUAACUAAUGUGAUGGUAGGGAAGAAGGAUAGUGAUAUCUCAAGUCCAAUGUCAAGUAUUUUUUCAGGCGAAAACUUAGAUGUCAGUUUCAUUGCCGGAAUUGUGGAACGACGUCAUUCGACGGCAUUUGAACUAUUGCUUUGGCGAACGUGUGGUUGGAAUGCUUUUGUGCGCACUUUUACCAUUGAAUUCAGCGAAGAUCCUUUACUUCAUAAUGUUUCACCGAAAAAUAUCUUCUUGGUAUUUUUUUCCAGUGCAAUACUUGGAUUACAAGUGAGAAAAAUGUGUCAAUGCUAUCAAGCGAAAAUAUACGAUUAUAAACAUGCAAUAAAUGAUCGAUUGUCAGAAGUAACAAAUUCAUUGCGACGUAUCAAUGAUUUUAAAUCGGUAAUUGAAGAAUCAAGAAAAUAUCGCAAUGCAUUACUCCAAGCAACUGCUUGCAAAGUUCAUGAAUGGGAUAUUAAGUUGCAAAAGAUGUGUACUGUAUUUGAAGCGAUGAAUAUGUGCAAUGUUGAUAUCACUCAACGAUAUUUAAUCGCUGAAUGCUGGAUUCCAACCGCUGAUGUAAUAAAUGUUCGAAAUAACUUAAAUAAAAUUGGCAUGGCAAUGAAUAGCUCUGUUGGAAUGUCUGUGUUGUGCGAAAUUGAUACGAAGAAAAUACCACCAACAUAUUUUCGUGUCAAUAAAUUUACAAAAGUUUUUCAAAGCAUUGUUAAUUCAUAUGGUAUAGCAACAUAUCGUGAAAUUAAUCCAGCUCCAUGGACAAUAAUAACAUUUCCAUUUUUAUUCGCAAUAAUGUUUGGUGAUGCUGGCCAUGGAUUAAUUAUGUUUCUUAUUGCUCUUAUAAUUAUUCUACUCGAAAACAAAAUUGAAGCCAAUGAUGAAAUAAUGGGAACAUUCUAUCGUGGACGUUAUAUCAUUCUUUUAAUGGGACUUUUCUCAAUUUAUACCGGCUUCAUUUAUAAUGAUUUCUAUUCACGUUCAAUAAAUUUGUUUGGAAGCAGCUGGCGCAAUCCCUAUGAUGCCAGCUUGUUCAAUCUAACACAAAAUGAGCAGACUGCGCACAUUGAUUUAACAUUACCGCCACAAUAUGCAUACGACAGAGAUAAAGGUCCAUAUGUUUUUGGUUUGGAUCCAAUUUGGAAUUUAGCAGAAAAUCGACUAACAUUUACAAAUUCAAUGAAAAUGAAAAUAUCCAUUAUUUUUGGUAUCACACAAAUGACAUUUGGUGUUAUCCUAAGUCUUAUUAAUUUCUUGAAUUUUCGAUCAACGAUCGAUAUUUGCUUUACAUUUAUACCACAGAUUUUAUUUCUAUCUUCUAUAUUGAUUUAUCUCUGUAUUCAGAUGAUAAUUAAGUGGCUCAUGUUCGGCACCAAAUCAGAUGUUAUUUUCGGCUUUUUUUAUCCAGGAUCACAUUGUGCUCCAUCACUUCUGAUCGGAUUAAUCAAUAUGUGCAUGUUGAAACCACGUAAGCAAGGUUUCUGGAAUCAUACCUCAUCUACCGAAUUAGAACAUUGUUAUUUACAGGAAUGGUAUCCAUAUCAGGGUGCAGUUGAGAAAGGUCUUCUGAUAUUAGCAUUACUUUGCGUACCAGUAAUGCUUUUAGCGAAACCUAUUUAUCUAAAAUUUAAAAUGCGGAAAAUUGGAGACGAAGAAGUUGCAAAUAUUGAUAAGGAGAAGGUGAAACUCGAUUUUACGAAUGUUAUGAUGUACCAAGCAAUUCAUACGAUUGAAUUUACAUUAGGUUGCAUAUCACAUACCGCUUCUUACCUUCGCCUUUGGGCACUUUCUCUCGCUCAUGCACAGCUUUCUGAAGUUCUGUGGUCAAUGGUACUUAGUAAUGCUUUUUCAUUUAACGCUUGGUCAAGUGGUCCAAUAUUGUAUCUCAUCUCGUGGAUCUACGGAAUGCUUACAUUUGCUAUAUUAAUAUUGAUGGAAGGACUUUCUACUUUUUUACAUGCGUUACGAUUACAUUGGAUUGAAUUUCAAAGCAAAUUCUAUAGUGGUCAUGGAUAUUCAUUUAAACCUAUUGUAUUUACCCAAAUGAAAUCCUUCAAAUUUAACAGUAAGAAAGAUGAAAGUGCUUGUUAA
Messenger RNA from Cercopithifilaria johnstoni, 2601 nucleotides. NCBI's taxonomy places the organism in Eukaryota, Metazoa, Nematoda, Chromadorea, Rhabditida, Onchocercidae. The record is from the annotation of a GenBank genome assembly.